Beauveria bassiana ARSEF 2860 is the source of this 477-nucleotide messenger RNA. RefSeq lists its product as uncharacterized. The transcript has a single exon. Lineage: Eukaryota; Fungi; Ascomycota; Sordariomycetes; Hypocreales; Cordycipitaceae. The coding region runs from base 1 to 477 and encodes 158 amino acids. The record is from RefSeq and is a predicted model, not a curated record.
AUGACAACCAUUUCUCUCGCUCCUGUUCCGCACUCGGGCCCCAGCCUAUCGUCUCCAAAUACCGUCGGCAGCAGCCUCCCGGUGCCCGUCCGGCCAAAGUUCAACUCGCACAUCACCUCGGAUCGCCUACGUGAGGGCGCCGGUCUACGCUUGCCGCCCUUUGCUGUGCGCGUCAGCAAUAUCCAGAAGGACCGCAGAUCCGUCUUUCGCGAGCUAGGCCUCGAGGGCGAUGUGGCCUUUGGCGACGACACAUACCUCGUUGUCCGCGAAGAUGCUCUCCAGAAGCCCGCAUCCGGGAACGAUGACGACGGCGAUGAUGCCACCUCGACGACCACGGGCGGCCGCAAUAUCCAGCAGCAGACCUCGCGUUCUUGGUACACCAAGCUGGCCGCGCACCCGGCCCUGACCAAACGCCGCUCUAGCAAGGGACGUGCCGUCAUUCCAUCUGUUAACGUUAUCAGCCCCGACUCCCAAUAA